Messenger RNA from Prorocentrum cordatum, 2442 nucleotides. Lineage: Eukaryota; Dinophyceae; Prorocentrales; Prorocentraceae. The record is from the annotation of a GenBank genome assembly.
AGCCGUUGGCCCCAGCGCCUCGCUCAGGGCAAUGACGCAAUGACUUGAGCCCGGGUGUCUGCCCUCUCCCCCCCCCCCCUUGUCCUCCCCCCGGCCGUCCGACCCGACCGGCCCCACCCUGACACAUGCCAUGGCGGAGCCCCCCGAGCCGCCGCCGCUCCCCGCUCCGGCGGCUCCCGCGCGCAGGGCCGCCGGGCCGCCAGGUGCCACGGGCCUGUCCCGCGGGGAGCUGCUGGCCGCGGGCGCGGGCGCCGGCGUGGUGAGCAAGACGGCGACCGCGCCGCUGGACAGGAUCCGGAUCCUGUUCCAGGUGGACAGGAGGCGGGCCUUCACCCUGACGGGCUUCGUGCUCAAGGGCGCCAGGAUCGUUCGCACCGAGGGCGUCCUCGGCCUCUGGCGCGGCAACCUGGCGGUCGUCCUGCGCGCCAUGCCCUACGCGGGCCUGCAGUUCGCCUCCUUCAACCAGUACUACGCUCUGUUGCUGCCGCUGCCGGUGUUCAACAGCCAGGAGAAAGCUGCACGCUUCUGUGCGGGGGCGGCGGCUGGUGCCACCGCCACGGUGCUCACGUACCCCCUCGACUUCUUGCGGGCUCAGAUGGCGGUGAGCGCUUCUUCGUUGUCGAUGAGGGAGGUCCACUCCUCAUACGUGGUGGCCGCGCAGGAGAUCGUGCGCGACGAGGGCUUUUCAGCGCUGUAUACGGGAAUCCGGCCCACGCUGCUGGGGAUCGUGCCUAACGCGGGCAUGAGCUUCAUGGUCUUCGAGACCCUGAAGCCUUGGAUCCAGACCGAGGUCCUGGGGCUGCGUUCCGAGAGCGACAUGCCCAUGAGCUGGAGGUUCCUGGCUGGCGGAUGCGCAGGCUUCCUGGCCCAGAGCGCUUCUUACCCCUUGAACGUUGUGCGGAGGCGGAUGCAGGUCCAGGGCCUGAUGGAGAUAGAAGGCAUGGCCCAGCCUCGGUACUCCUCGGUGGGCCAGGCCUUGCUGACCAUCCUGCGUACGGAGGGACUGGUCCGCGGGCUCUACAAGGGCGGCUCACUGACGCUGGUCAAGGGGCCUCUGUCGACCGCCACGGGAUUCGCCGCCAACGACUACCUCAAGAGCCUGCUGGCGAGGGCGCGCGGAGACCCCGAGCGCAUACCGCCCUUCCUCUGGGCGGACGCCCCAGACGUGGUGAGCGACCCCACGGGCCGUCUGACCUGCAAGGUCAAGGAGCUGACUCCGUUCGAGCACCUGGUGUCGGGCGGCACCGCCGGGGCCGUGGCCAAGACCGUGGUGGCCCCCGCGGAGAGGGUCAAGAUCCUGUACCAGACGAAUUCGCAGCGGGCGUUCCGCUGGACGGGCGUGCUCCGCACCGGGCUCAAGAUCUACCAGAACACCGGGAUGAUCGGCUUGUGGCGAGGCCACACCGCCACCUUGAUACAGCAGGUCCCCAAGUCGGCGACCACCUACGCCACCUUCGACUUCUACCGCAGGUGGAUCUACGGUCUCGAGGCGGUGGACAAGGUGACGGCGAGGUUCGCCGCCGGUGCCCUGGCGGGUGCCACUUCCACCACGCUCACGUACCCUUUAGACCUCAUGCGCGCCCGCAUGGCCGCGCAUUGGGACAUGUCGCCCCGCUACCCUAAUUAUGCCGGCGAACUUCUCUGCUUUCGAGGCGGUCAUCAAGGAGGAGGGGCCCCUGGCGCUGUACAGGGGCCUGCGGCCAACCCUGCUCGGCAUCGUCCCGUACGCGGGUCUCAGCUUCGCCACCUACGAGACGCUGAAGGCCAAGUGGGUUUUGCCCAUGGAGGCCAGGAACUCCAACUCGCUGGUGACCAGUGCACGCCUCGCCUCUGGGGCGUUCGCUGGCCUGGUGGCGCAGACGGUCACGUACCCCGUGGACAUCGUGAGGCGGCGGAUGCAGGUGCACCCUGACCUGUACCGCACCGAGUGGCAGACUGCCCAGGCGAUCCUGAAGUCCGAGGGGCUCUUCCGAGGUCUGUUCAAGGGCAUGACCAUGAACUGGGUGAAGGGCCCCAUCUCGGGCGGGUGGUAGUGGAGGGUGACCUGCAUGGGGGGUAAAAAAGACAUGGCCUCGAAGGGGCCCUCUGGGGCCCCGUCUGGAGCCAGCAGGGGCGCAAAAGGGCCCCGAAAGGCCCUCUUUGGGGCCUACUCUGCCCGUCACCUCCCAGCGCCACCAGCCCGACCAUCGCCGUGGGCGUCAGCUUCACGAUGAAUGACCUGGUGAAGUCCCGCCUGGGCCGGCUCGCGUCACGGUAGGCCCCCGAGCGCCGAAGGGUCCUCGGGUCGGCGUUCCACGCGCCCGCGCGCGCGCGCCGCGGGCGGGGAGGAUUCGACGGCUUCUGUGACGUUCCGGGGACCUCCGCGAGAGCAGCGGCCGCCUGCGCGACCCGCCGCUCCGAAGGGCGUCCUGCCGAGAGGUGCCUCCCGCCAGUCAGAGGAGA